This is a messenger RNA of Anguilla rostrata (American eel), 4273 nucleotides long. RefSeq names its product mitogen-activated protein kinase 6-like. Gene Ontology annotation, molecular function: MAP kinase activity; ATP binding. The transcript has 6 exons. Gene Ontology annotation, biological process: protein phosphorylation; intracellular signal transduction. The coding region runs from base 815 to 2965 and encodes 716 amino acids. Lineage: Eukaryota; Metazoa; Chordata; Actinopteri; Anguilliformes; Anguillidae. Gene Ontology annotation, cellular component: cytoplasm; nucleus. The record is from RefSeq and is a predicted model, not a curated record.
ACAGAAACAGAUGCACUGUAUGUAGCCCAACACUGCUAACUCUACUCAUCUCCUGCACUUUGCUCAGGCUGCUCCACUCCCUCUAGCAGAGUAUCAAGCAAGGACCUCUCUUCUGUUCAGAUGAGUGGAUUAUUAAUUCCAUGAUGUUGCAGCAGCCCUGGGAGGAUUCCAGCCAUGGUUACCCUCACGUAAAAUGGAGGAUAGCUUUGAUUGUGACUGUGGUGAGCUUGAGCCACCUGAUCAUUGAGGAGAAGGACACUGUGUAAGGUCAGCCAAAAGACUAGAUAUUCCGUCAGACUGUCUACAAGAGGGAAAAAGUUUUUUUGUUUUAAAGUGCUGAUUGGCACAGUAGAAUGGAGUUGCUCAGGACCAGUCAUACACUGAAUGUAUCUUCACUGUGAGGAUGGUAUUAUAUUAUUUUAUUGUUUUUCUUUAGCUCAGAGCUUUUAUUUCUCCUCAAACAUCAUUCCAGUAUUGUUUCAAUCCUUAAUAUUAAAAAAUAAUUAUUAUAACAUUUGAAACAGAAUCAAAGAAGAAAACCUGUGUAAACUGUGUGAACAAUGAGAAAAAACUUUGGCCUCAUAUCAAAUAGUUCUUCUUGGGAAGAGUGUGAGGGCUAGACAGGGGGGAGGGGGUCACUGUAGGCCUCUAUAACUGGCUCCUGUUGGGUGAUCAUCAGAAGAGGAGGGGACCUUCAUUGAGAUUUUCAGAUAUUGUUUAGAAAAUAAAAAGUAAAGCUUUGGUCUAGUCAGAUUCAGUUGCAUAGAAAUUACAUCUCAAACAAGAGGAAGAAAAAACUGCUCUGCCAAGGAAAAUGGCAGAGAAGUUUGAGAGCCUCAUGAACAUUCAUGGCUUUGAUCUGGGCCCUCGUUACAUGGACCUGAAGCCUCUAGGCUACGGUGGCAAUGGCCUGGUCUUCUCUGCAGUGGACAACGACUGUGACAAGAGGGUUGCGGUGAAGAAGAUCAUCCUAACCGACCCCCAGAGCGUGAAGCACGCCCUGCGGGAGAUCAAGAUCAUUCGGCGCCUGGACCAUGAUAACAUCGUGAAGGUGUUCGAGACCCUGGGUCCCAGUGGUAGGCAGCUGGCAGAGGACAUUAGCUCGCUGACAGAGGUCAACUCGGUCUACAUCGUACAGGAGUACAUGGAGACUGACCUAUGCAAGCUGCUUGAGCAGGGCCCCCUCUCGGAGGGUCAUGCCCGGCUCUUCAUGUACCAGCUGCUCCGCGGCCUCAAGUAUAUCCAUUCGGCCAACGUUCUUCACAGAGACCUCAAGCCAGCCAACCUCUUCGUCAACACUGAGGAUUUGGUGCUGAAGAUUGGAGACUUCGGCCUGGCGCGUAUCAUGGACCCCCAUUAUUCACAUAAGGGCCAUCUCUCAGAAGGUCUAGUCACCAAGUGGUACAGAUCUCCACGACUUCUGUUGUCCCCCAAUAACUACACCAAAGCCAUUGACAUGUGGGCCGCUGGCUGUAUCUUUGCUGAGAUGCUCACAGGGAAAACUCUAUUUGCAGGCGCCCAUGAGCUGGAGCAGAUGCAGCUGAUACUGGAGUCCAUCCCCGUGAUCCACGAGGAAGACCGGCAGGAGCUGGAGAGUGUCAUUCCCGUCUUCAUCAAGAAUGACAUGUCCGAGCCACAGACCCCUCUGGCCAAGCUGUUGCCAGGGGUCAGCGCAGAAGCACUUGAUUUCCUGGAGAAAAUCUUGACGUUCAACCCGAUGGACCGUCUGACUGCGGAAGAAGCCUUAGCCCACCCAUACAUGAGUGACUACUCCUUCCCCCUGGAUGAACCCAUCUCCAGCCACCCAUUCCACAUUGAAGAUGAGGUGGAUGACAUUCUGCUGAUGGAUGAGAGCCACAGCCAUGUCUACAACUGGGACAGGUAUCACGACAGCCAGUUUUCAGACCAGGACUGGCACCUCCACAGCACCCACGAAGCGGAUGAGGUCCAACGAGACCCCCGAGCUAUCUCCGAUGUGACUGAUGAGGAGGAGGUUCAAGUGGACCCUCGCAAGUACUUGGACGGGGACCGAGAGAAGUUCUUGGAUGACCCGACGUUUGACUCCCUCUUCCCCUCCGAGCUCUCCUGGCAGCAUGAUGACCACCACGAGAACAAAUACUGUGACCUGGAGUGCGGCCACACCUGCAACUACAAGGCCGUUUCUGCCUCGUACCUGGACAAUCUGGUCUGGCGUGACAGUGAGGUCAACCACUACUAUGAGCCCAAGCUCAUCAUUGACCUGUCCAACUGGAAGGAGCAGAGCAAAGAGAAGGCGGACAAGAAAGGAAAGUCCAAAUGCGAGAAGAACGGCCUAGUCAAGGCCCAGAUUGCCCUUCAGGAGGCUUCCCAAAACCUGACAGAGAAGGACAAAGAGCAGGAGAAGCACCAGGGCUUUGACUUCGAUUCCUUCAUUGCUGGAACCAUCAAGCUCAGUCUGCAGCCAGAGCCUUGCGAGGUGGGUCUCCUGAACGAGCUGAACAGCUCCGUCUCCCAGCUGGAAACCAAGAGCUCCAUGUCAAAGUCUGUGAGCCAGGAGAAGGAGGAGAAGUGCAUGGUGAACCUGGCUCAGCUGGAGGGCCGGGCACCCAACCCCUGGGAGAGCUUCGGCAACGAGGCAGUCCCAGGUGAAGAGAGCUCCCUUAUUGACGAGGUAUGCUGGGACGUGAGGAAGGAUGAGCAGCUGCAGAAGGAGUCCACCUACACCAGUUACUUGGACAGGCUGUUCAGUAAGAGAGAAGAGGUGCUGGAGCCAGAGGCAGUAAAUGACAUAGAAGAUGGCUUCCUGGGCAGAAAUGGAGAGAUUGUGCUCAGUAUGCAGUUAGAGUCCCUGGCCCUGCCUGGUUUUGAGGGUUCUGCAGAGCUGCCUCUGAAAUCCAUACAGGCCACGUUAACGCCCUCAGCCGUCAAAUGUUCCCCCCAAAUUGCCCACAAAACAUACAGCAGCAUUUUAAAACAUCUAAAUUAAAUCAACAACGCAAGAUUUUUUUAUAUAGUAGUAUUGAUAUUAUUUUACUUGAAUUUUUUUGUUUAAUCUUAUGGUUACUUUUAAGAACUUUUUUUAAUCUAUAAAAGGGUGAGUUCAUAAAUGAUUUGGGUAACUAGAUGUGCAGCCUCAUUUGACCUACAUAAGUUUAUGAACACACCCUGAUUGAAAACUGUCAUGUCAUUUGCACACAGUGUACUGUAGAUGAACAAAUAUUGGGAAAGAAACAGGAAUGAGGAAUGGUUUAUGAAGGAGAGGAACAUAGGGCAGGUAGAGAGAAAUGGUGAGGAAAAUGCACUAAAAGGAAAUGGGAAAAAUUGUCACCGACACCGGUAGACUGGGGCAGAGAGAAACAAGCAGCUGUUUUUUUUUUUUUUUUUUUUUUUGAAUGGAAGCUUUUUAUUACAUUUGAAGUUUUUUUUUUUUUUUUUUCUCUCUUUCAACAUCUGAAGUCUACCAUAGUGUGUUUUCCCAGAAAGACAUCCUUAAAAUCUGUUCAUACUGUAAUACUUCUUUGACACAUGAUGCCAGCAGCAACCAUUAAAUGUAGAAUUAAAAAAGUGUUAUCUACCUCAAGGUAACAGCCGUAAGUGAGACUUGGAGCCAUGCUAGUGCUUUACAGACACCUUCAACCUGAUACCAUUCACAAUGCAGUGACUUGUUUUCAUUUGUUUAAUUUUGCAUUCGCCAUAGUGAAGUGUUAAAAUCAUCAUCAUUAUUUAUUUUUUAGCGAAUAUGAGGUAUUUAUUUCAAAAUGUGUAAUUUCAAUGUGACUGUUCAUAAACAGGCCUUUGAUUUCCACUCUUGUUUUGGCACUAUCAUACAAACAUUAACUUUCAAUGGUAGAACGUUAAUCGUUCACUUGUUCAGGCUUUCUAAUUUCCAUUAUUUUUUGCUCAAAAAAUGGCUGUGGUUUUUUUAUUUUAUUUUAAAGGCGUUUUAUUUCUUAAUGUGACAAGUUCUUUAUGGAAAUGAAAGUGCGCCUAAAAGUCUUAAGUCUUUUUUAAUAUAAAAUGUACUGUUAGAAUCGUGUGCAUGGAAGAAACAAAUGGAUGGUACAAUAAAACUAGAAGUUAAAGGUGAAGUCUAUUGUACGUCAUUAAGUUUAAUUGUAUGUUUUUAUUACAGUUUAUAUCUACCUUUUUCAAAAAAGCAUGAUAAAAUUAGGUUGAAGUGUAGCAUGUAGACCAUUUAUGGAAAUUUGUUUUUCCUUUAAAUACUGGUACUUUAUUUACUUUAUCAUUGGUUCCCCUGUAUUAAAAUAUCAAAUAAAAAUGGCCAGCAAAUAUA